AUGUAAGACAUUCAAAAAAUCGAGAAAUUGGUGAGCAUCCUUCUCUUUCACCUUCCGCCACCGCCUGGUGGUUGGUGACCUCUUCUUCUCCUUCAUUGGCUCAUCAGGAUUAAGGAGGGGGAACUUGGGGCCUAAAAUGGAAACAAGAUCAGAAAAUUUUUCUAUUGAUUUUCUGAUGGGAGGAACAGCAGGCAUUUUUGCAAAAAGUGCUGCAGCACCAAUUGAGCGAGUAAAGCUUUUGUUGCAGAAUCAAGGAGAAUUGAUGAAGAGGGGUCAACUUAAGAGACCAUAUGUGGGAAUUGGUGAUUGCUUUCAAAGAAUUUUGCGAGAGGAGGGUUUUAUGUCAUUGUGGAGGGGAAACCAGGCCAAUGUUAUAAGAUAUUUCCCAACUCAGGCUUCCAACUUUGCUUUCAAAGGUUACUACAAGAACCUCUUUGGAUAUUCAAAAGACAAAGAUGGAUAUGUCAAGUGGUUUGCAGGGAAUGUGGCUUCCGGUAGUGCUGCUGGAGCAACUACAUCCAUGCUCCUUUAUCACUUGGACUAUGCAAGGACUCGGAUGGCGAUGGAUGCUCAGGAUUGUCCACUUAAUGGUAAACGUCAGUUUAAGGGGCUAAUAGAUGUUUAUGGUAAGACAUUGUCAAGUGAUGGAAUUGUUGGUCUCUAUCGGGGUUUUGGGGCCUCAAUCAUGGGAAUAACUCUGUACCGAGGCAUGUACUUUGGGAUCUAUGACUCCAUGAAGCCAAUUGUUUUAGUUGGACCCUUACAGGACAAUUUUCCUGCCAGUUUCAUGUUGGGUUGGAGCAUAACCACUUUCUCUGGGGUGUGUGCCUACCCAUUUGACACAGUCCGCAGAAGAAUGAUGCUAACUUCAGGGCAGGAAACAAAGUAUCGGAAUUCCAUGCAUGCACUCCGCGAAAUUAUACGCCUUGAAGGUUUUGCUGCACUUUUUAGAGGAGUAAGUGCAAACAUGCUUUAUGGUGUGGCAGGGGCUGGAGUACUUGCAGGGUAUGACAAAUUACACCAAAUUGUAUAUAGACCUACUUACAGUUUUGAGUCUCAGAGAGCCUUCAACAAAUAAGAGCUUUACAUGAA
Messenger RNA from Solanum verrucosum, 1092 nucleotides. RefSeq names its product ADP,ATP carrier protein ER-ANT1. The record is from RefSeq and is a predicted model, not a curated record. Bases 137 to 1078 code for a protein of 313 amino acids. Gene Ontology annotation, cellular component: mitochondrial inner membrane. NCBI's taxonomy places the organism in Eukaryota, Viridiplantae, Streptophyta, Magnoliopsida, Solanales, Solanaceae. The transcript is spliced from 4 exons. Gene Ontology annotation, biological process: mitochondrial ADP transmembrane transport; mitochondrial ATP transmembrane transport. Gene Ontology annotation, molecular function: ATP:ADP antiporter activity.